AUGGGCCCGCCAGCACCAAAACCUGCUGCUCGCAGGAGGAACAGAAAACGCAAAAAGACGCGCCAUGAAUCUACGCAAUCCACACCUCAAAAAGUGGCACCUCUCCCAACCAAACAACCUGAAUCCGACACGAGUUCUCCAUCUGAAUCUGCAUCCUCGGAUAGCGACUCCGAAUCAGAUAGUGACGAUGCUGGUGCAAUCCAUGGUAAAGGAAAAAAUGCAAACCGACGGUCUCAAAGCCAUGAAGACAAAUUCAGGAAGUUUUGGAUGUCAUCCCUUGCGGAAGGAUUCAAGGAAGACCUUGAGGAAAUACGAAAGGCCAGCAAGUCACUGCUUAUUGAUUCGCUCGCAGCUGGGGCAGACAUUUUUACGUCAUCUGCGUCCGCCAGCGGGACAGACAUGAAUGAAGUGGAUGUUGUCAUGGGCGAAUGA
Messenger RNA from Suillus subaureus, 432 nucleotides. RefSeq lists its product as uncharacterized. The transcript is spliced from 4 exons. Lineage: Eukaryota; Fungi; Basidiomycota; Agaricomycetes; Boletales; Suillaceae. The record is from RefSeq and is a predicted model, not a curated record. Bases 1 to 432 code for a protein of 143 amino acids.